Messenger RNA from Tachysurus vachellii, 2282 nucleotides. RefSeq names its product FAST kinase domains 2 (gene fastkd2). The transcript has 12 exons. Gene Ontology annotation, cellular component: mitochondrial matrix; ribonucleoprotein granule. The record is from RefSeq and is a predicted model, not a curated record. The coding region runs from base 88 to 2013 and encodes 641 amino acids. Gene Ontology annotation, biological process: regulation of mitochondrial mRNA stability; mitochondrial RNA processing. Lineage: Eukaryota; Metazoa; Chordata; Actinopteri; Siluriformes; Bagridae. Gene Ontology annotation, molecular function: RNA binding.
CGGGAUGCGACCAUUGUAUACAUGUGAAAGCAAUGGACCGGAUAACAUAGUGAAGGGACCAGCUGUAUUUGGAUUAGUUUGAUCAAUAUGAAUUUGUUCCUAUUGAGGUCACGUGAGAUGUUCAGGUUUGCUGGCAGUUUGGGCAGAUUGGCGUCACCCUCCCCGAACAGGACCACCCUCAUGAUUCACAAAUCCACAAACCGGUGUUUAUGGUCACGGAGAUCAUUCCAAGGCUCUACGUUUAACGGCAUUAGAUCUUUCUUUCAACAAGAAACGCGUAUGCUGGAGUGUAAUGACCAGACACAGGAUCUCAACCUGCGAGUUCCUGACUUAGCAGCUCCGAAAAACCACUUGGAUCCGAGAGCAACUUUUAACCAGGAGCUCAAGGAGUGCCAGUCACCUUCGGACGUGUUGGAUUUGGUGGAUCGGUGCAAUCUGGCACACUGGUGCAUCAGCAACAGCUUGACCCGGAUGUGGCACACUACCAAGAAGAUGGCGGAUGAGCAAAGGCACUGGGAGCUCCGGCUCAUGACAGAGCACCCGACUUUCGAAAAGCUGUGCCACAGUGCCAGGGUGAACGCACCACGCAUGAACAGCCACAACCUGGCGUUCACUCUGCUGGCCUUGGUCAAGCUCAGGGUCUCUCAGAGCAGCUAUGUGGUGCAGACUUUACUCCGUGUCAUCCAGGAACGGCUGAACGAGUUUGAAAACGAGAAGGCGCUCUCGGUCCUGUCCUCCUGCCUCGCUGAGAUGGAAAGCAGCAAAAACGCAGACGCUCUUAAACAGGGAUUAAAAUUUAUCCUGGAGGAACGGAUUCCUGGCAUCCAGAGUGUGAUGCUUCUACACACCACCAUGCGCCUGUUCGGGAAAGACACCUCGCCGGCCAUAAAGCAGAAGCUGGAGAGGAAGGCGCUGACGUUGGUGGAUCAGUUCUCGCUGACGAACAUGCAGUACAUGUUGGACACGCUGGCCAUCAUCCGCCUGAAUUCCAAGCCCCUGCUGGACAUAUGUGGAAAGAAGCUAGCUGAGAACGUGCACAGCAUUUCCUUCACCAGGCUGAUGGCGAUGCUGAAGUCAUGCAGCGAGCUCCGCCACAGGAACCUGCAUCUCUUUACGUCCAUCUCCGAAUACAUGGCAAGCACAAUUCCCAUGUGGAGCAACAAACAGGUGCUGCUGUUACUGUUGGAGUUUAAGAGACUUCGGUUUCGUCCUGUCGCGCUGAUGGACGCGUUUGCUGAAAGAAUCAUCCAGAAACCAGACAGCCUCACGCUCCGGGACCUGCAGGGCAUUCUGAAGUCUUAUUCCUUCCUCAACCACCAUCUGAAGGAAAACCAGCAUGCAUUUCUAGAGAGCGUGACGCACGUCCUGCACUCCUACCUGCCCAAGAUGUCCAACACUGACCUUCUGAAAGCCAUCAGCUGCCUUUGUGUGAUUGGACACUUCCCUCAGGCUCCUCUGGAGAAACUGCUCCGAAACGAGGUUCUGGAUGAACUGCUAAAGGAAGUAGAAAGUCCAUUUUCGGUGCGACAGGAACGACUGCUGCGGACGUUAGAUCUGUGUUUACAGCUGGACCAACACGCUCUCCAUCUCCCUGUCUCGUCCAUCCCAAACCUCCGCCACCUCCCUCCACAGAGUCGACCCGGGAACCCUGCGAUACUCAGCACUCUGAAGGACCUGCUCGGGGAAGACGCGGUGACCGACUCGGUCGUUGCAGAAGGACACUAUUUCAUCGACUGCGUGGCCACGCUGCCUCCGACAACAAAAGAGGAUCAAACAGUGAGAAUUGCGCUGCUGUUUGCCUCCCCGACGUCCUUCUGCUUCGGUACGACUCACCCUAUCGGCGCCGUGGCACUAAACAUCCGCCACCUCAAGCUCCUGGGUUAUGAACCCGUCCUGGUGCCGGUGCAGGAGCUCAUCUCUCAGACCGCCGAGGAGAGGACGGACCUGCUGAAGAAAUUAAUUUUCCCACAGCAAGAAUAUUCAGAAUGUGUUCAGGACUCUGAAGUGAAAUAAUUGUUGUUUAUUCUAAAGUUUUUCCUGAGUCUCUGCUCUGAAGUUGUAUGUAUUUUUAUGUGUGUUUAUUUUUUAGAUAUUUUUCACUGAUUAAUUUUCACAUGUCUGCAUAUUCUUCACUUGCUCCCACUCAUGUUGACUCAAGUUGCCAUGUUGAAUUAAUUCUGGCUCAGAACUGCCCUUUUAAAGGGUGAGACGCAUCGACUGACUCUCCUGAGGAUGUCUGUAUGUAUCAACGUUUAACUUGUAGAUAUAAAACUUUACUGUCA